AUGGACGAUUUAUGUUCAGCUAUUCAAUCAAUAAUUGAUAGUGAAUUAGAUGAUCUUAUACUUGAUUUAGUUUAUGAACUUCAUUCAUCACUUAAAGGCAUACCCGAAGAGCAACUUGAAAUAAAUAAUAAUGGAACUAAAACAAAAAAUAUUUCUUUAUCUUUAUUACAAUCUCAAACAACAGCUAUUGAGAAACAGACUUGUGUAUGUCCGCAAUGUGGUCAAUCAAAUAUAAUAGCCAUACGAUUUGCGUAUCAUCUAGCGAAAUGUCUCGGUGUGGGUCGACGUUCGUCGCGGCAAGCUAAACAUCGAAUUGUUGAUCAAGUUAUGACGAUAACUGCUUUGUCAGAUGAAAGUCGAUCGAAUGGAGAUGAAUUUCAGCAUGUUGAAGUAAAUAAUAUUUUGCCAGAAGAUGGUGGAUCAUGUACAGAUUCGACAUCAAGUUCGAGUAUUAAUCAUCAUCGUCGAAUAAUAAAUGAAGAUCAAGAAUAUAGAGAUGAUUUUGACAAUGAUGAUGAAGACGAAGAUGAUUGGAAACCGAAAAAGAAAAAACGGCGAAAUCCAACAAUGAAUACAAAUAUUGGAAAAAAAAAUAGAAAGAGAAAAAAGAAAGAUGAUAUUAUUGUUAUAACACAACCUAUUGAUGAACUUGAUUUUCAUAAUUGCAUCAUUCCACUUGAUAAACUUAGUCCACAAAGACCACAUACUGCGAUUGCAUUAGUAAAUUCAACAAUGCCAUCAAAUAGUGAAAAUAUUUUUUUCAAAAGCCAUCAAAUAUUGCCCAUUUCUCCUGCGCGAUCAUCUUGUUUUUCUUCUCGAUCGCCCUUGAAUCUAGUCGAAGACGAACAAUCAUCAACAACAUCGAUAAUUAUGUUUCAAGAAGACAGUAAACGAUAA
This is a messenger RNA of Rotaria socialis, 897 nucleotides long. NCBI's taxonomy places the organism in Eukaryota, Metazoa, Rotifera, Eurotatoria, Philodinida, Philodinidae. The record is from the annotation of a GenBank genome assembly.